Messenger RNA from Manihot esculenta (cassava), 656 nucleotides. Its product is annotated as vicilin Jug r 6.0101-like. NCBI's taxonomy places the organism in Eukaryota, Viridiplantae, Streptophyta, Magnoliopsida, Malpighiales, Euphorbiaceae. The coding region runs from base 37 to 462 and encodes 141 amino acids. The transcript has 2 exons. The record is from RefSeq and is a predicted model, not a curated record.
AAUUCCAAUCUGUUUUUUUACUGUUCAUAGGGAUCUAUGCUCGGACCCUUAUACAACUCAGAGUCGACGGCAAUAAUCAUUAUUUUGGAUGGUGAGGGCUACUUCGAAAUGGUUGGUCCUCGGACUAAAAGCAGCGUACAGACAGGUCCAACUAAUAAAAAACUAAGCUCAUCGUUGAGACAUGGGUCGGUGAUCGUCUCCCCUGCUGGCCAUCCGAUCGCUAUGGUAGCUUCAAGAAAUAAUGAUCUAAUAGCCGUCUGCUUUGGAACCAAUGCCAAAGGCAACAUUAAGUAUCCUCUUGCAGGGAAAAACAAUAUUGUGAAUAAGAUGAAGAGCGAAGCAAUAGAAUUAACCUUUGGUGUGCCAGCGAAAGAAGUAGAGGAGAUUUUUGAAAAAGAAACAGAUUAUCUCUUAUUUCCAGGGCCAAGCCAGCAAGAGAAGGAAGGCCGUGCAGAUGCAUGAGAUCCUAAAGGUGAUAGCUAUAUAUAUAUAUAGCAAGAGAAAUUCUGCUGGGUUAUGGCUUUGUGAGAGAGAUCAAUGAAGGGUUUCAGUAAUGUGAAUAGUGUUAUGUAUUAAAAAUAAUGGAAAGAAGAGGGCUAUGUAAAUGGAUUUACAUCUCCAUAUUCUGCUGCCUACGACUGAGUGCUACUGCUUUG